UAGAGAGCAACAGACGUAUACGUAAUAAAGCGUACAAAAUAAAACUUAUUACAUGGUGUCAGAAGUGUAAGAACUCUCGGAACCUAAAAGCAAACGGGAAAGUAUCGUCCAAUAUCCGGUAAAUCGUGGAUUUAUUGUCGUUUACCAGCAGAACAAACGCAUAUUAAAGUCGCAUAUUGCGUGUAUCAAGAGAAGAAAAGAAGCAGCAAGAUGGCGGCAAAUUCAGCAGACCGCUUACCAAGAGCGCUGGAUUGCUCAGAUUUGGCAAAAGAAUGGCCAAUAUGGAAGCAGCAGUUUCACAUCUUUAUGAUUGCGAAUAACAAAAUCAACGAGGACGAGCGGAACAAGAUCGCGAUUUUUUUAUGGCUAGUUGGUGAUCAUGGAGUUGAAAUAUACAACACAUUAUUUCCCAGCAACGGAGACAUGAAGGCAAUGUUCGGUGAAAUUGUCGAAACCAAUACAAAAAAAGAUGAUAAGGGAGAUGCUGCUAAAAAAGAAGAAAAAGGCAGAACAUUGGAUGACGUCAUUACUGCUUUUGAUUCUUACUGUCUUCCAAGAAAAAAUUUGGCCAUCGAAGCGUUCAAAUUCAACCUCAUAGAGCAGAAGGAAAAUCAACCCUUUGCAGAGUUUGAAACGGCACUACGAAAACAAAUGGCAUUUUGCGAAUUUGAGUGUGCAAAUUGUCACGCAUCCUAUGCUGACCGAAUGCUUCGUGAUCGUAUUAUAGUCGGCAUCCAGAAUAAAACGUUGCAGCUAAAAUUGUUGGAUGCAAAAGACGAGCCGCUUAAAAACGUCGUAGAAAUGUGUAAAACGUAUGAGGCUGCAUCAAAACACAAGCAGCUAAUUCAGACCAACGAUGUACAUCACCUCAAUAGUGUAGAAAAAGAUGCUGGAAAUUGGAAAAUAGACACAAUUCAGCGUAGUGAACUUCAUAAGGCAAGCUGCUAUAACUGUGGACAACCUUUUAACGGGAGUCAUCGUCGUUAUUGUCCUGCAAAGAAUGUGACCUGUAACAAUUGCGGAAAGCGGGGACAUUUCAUGAAAUUCUGCAAAGCUCCGAAGAUCAACAGCAACAGUGACAUCUCACGGGAACCGGUACGAACAACGCAUGAAGUGAAGCAAAGGAACGACAAAGAUGUAAACAUGAUCGCGUGGGCUGAUUCAGAGUAAACUGUAACGUAGCAACAGUGGGUUCCAAUUACAAAUGGACUAAACGAUACCUAAUUCAGGACUGGCCAGUGGAAUUUAAGCUUGAUACCGGUGCAGAUGUCAAUUGCAUUCCUGUUAGCGUGGUUACCCGUAUGAACUUACCGUUGUCGAAAGAGCGUACAUUUAAUGUAGUGGAUUAUAAUAAUAAUCGUAUACAAAUACACGGUCAGAUUCGUCUUACUUGUGUUGACGAAGAAACCAAAAACGCAUUAUCAGCUAAUUUCUUUGUUGUAGAUGACAAUCUUCAACCAAUAUUGGGAUUACAAACAUGUAUAGCAUUUGGAUUGCUGAAACGCUUGAAUAGUAUAGAAUCAUCUCAGUCU
Messenger RNA from Anopheles arabiensis, 1532 nucleotides. RefSeq lists its product as uncharacterized. The transcript is spliced from 2 exons. NCBI's taxonomy places the organism in Eukaryota, Metazoa, Arthropoda, Insecta, Diptera, Culicidae. The record is from RefSeq and is a predicted model, not a curated record. Bases 211 to 1170 code for a protein of 319 amino acids. Gene Ontology annotation, molecular function: zinc ion binding; nucleic acid binding.